AUGGACAAGGAUGAACCAAUUCGAUUGUAUGAUAUGACCGAUUAUUAUAUUGGUCUUGGACUUGCUUUGUCUUCGAGUGGUUUUAUUGGAGCAAGUUUCAUUAUAAAGAAAAAAGCUCUUGUUCAAAUAUCAUUAGGAAGUGGACGCAGAGCAGCUAAUGGUGGAUAUGGAUACUUAAAUAAUUGGUUAUGGUGGUUUGGAUUAUCUAUGAUGGCUUUUGGAGAAGUAUUUAACUUUGCUGCUUAUGCUUUUGCCCCAGCUUCAGUGGUUACGCCACUAGGUGCACUUAGUGUCAUUGUUGCAGCAAUAUUAUCUUCAAAGUAUUUAAAUGAACAGCUUAAUUUAUUGGCAAAGAUUGGUUGCUUUAUGUGUAUAAUUGGUUCAACGGUGAUGGUAAUUCAUUCUCCGAAAGAAGAAACAGUUGACUCCCUUGAAGAUUUAUUACAGAAACUUACAGAACCAGGUUUCAUCAUAUACACUAGCAUAAUGUUGAUCAUAAUUUUCUCAAUAUUCUUCUAUUUUGGACCACGGUAUGGUUCAUCAAAUGUUAUAGUUUAUGUUAUAAUGUGUUCAACUAGUGGUUCAUUAACUGUUAUGUGGUGUAAAGGACUUGGACUCGCCAUAAGAGAAACAAUAGCAGGUACCAGUGAAUUCACAAAUUGGUUAACUUAUAUGUUUAUCGUAUUGCUGAUUACAUUUGUUUGUAUACAAAUGAACUAUUUGAACAAAGCUUUAGACACUUUCAACACAAGUGUAGUUACACCUGUUUAUUAUGUUAUGUUUACAACUCUUGUAAUAACAGCCUCCGCAAUAUUAUUCAAGGAAUGGGAACACCUGCAACUAAAUGAUAUUAUUGGUAUAAUUUGUGGAUUCCUUAUAACUGUGACUGCAAUAUUCAUGUUGAAUACAUUCCGAGAUGUGGAUAUGUCACGCAGUCAUUUUGCAUGGCGGACUCGUCAACCAAUUACAAGGAAAUCUACAAUUGAAGAACAUGCUCAAACUUCUGCCCUUAUUAAAAAUAAUACACAAUAUGGUACAAGGAAUGUUUGA
This is a messenger RNA of Macrosiphum euphorbiae (potato aphid), 1050 nucleotides long. The record is from the annotation of a GenBank genome assembly. NCBI's taxonomy places the organism in Eukaryota, Metazoa, Arthropoda, Insecta, Hemiptera, Aphididae.